AAUCGCUUGCUUUCUAGAAAGCACCAAUACCAUUGACCUCCUUGACAUACUUUUGUCUCCCAUCUCCUAGAAUCACCCUUCAUUCCAUCUUCCAUUCUUAAAACUUCAUCAAUUCUCCAAAUAGAACUCGUCUUUGCGUCUUUGCAUCGCCAAUAUUGUUUUUUUAAUACGUUAUCCAUUCACUUGGAUAAUCAUCAUCAUCGAGCCCGUCCAUCCAUCAAUAAGCUUCUUCACGGUACAAGGCCACCUAAACGGACAGUGUACGGUCUGUCGAAAUCGGUCCAGUAAUUUCCAUUAGCACUUUGAACUUUCCCGUCCACGAGCAUACUAUCCUCUAUCAUGGCGUUUGAGCGAACCCGAGACCUCCGAGGAUCUGCCCAGGACUCGAAGCGGUUCAAGGACCACGUUUCAAAGUGGCGGAUAGGACCCUGGAUUGACAGCGACAUCGUCGUAGACAACCCCGUUACAGGGCAAUUUCAUUAUGUAGGAUAUGAAGGUAGUGGCGGGAAGAUUCGGCCUACUAUGCCAACAAGUCAUACGCGCCGUUGGCAUGAGCAGAAUGUCGUGAAGCCAAGAGAAAGUCGAUUCGAGUCUCGAACGAGCGCUUGGUGUGCCAAGAUAGAUGCGCGAGCAGAGCUCAAUGAUCCAAAUAACAUCUCACGAUCCCUUCAAGACCUCCUUGGACCAUCCCCGCGGCGGAAUCUUAGCAUAUCCGAUAACAUCCUAUACAGCUUUGAUAGAAGCGAGAGCCCCUAUAAACCCUUGACUUUAGACGUAUUCGUGAAGGCCAAUCCGAAGGAGACGGAGAAGUUCGUAGAGAAGGAAUACGAGAUCUUAGACAACAACGGCGACGCUCUGAAGGGUCGAAAGGCUCGGCAGAAUCUCCGUCGCAAGAAUCGUGCGGCUUCAGCGGAGGACGUUGACAUCGUCGAGGAUGAAGGCUUCGAACUCGUUUAAUGAUUAUAUCGACUCCUUCGGGUAUCGCAUA
Annulohypoxylon maeteangense is the source of this 988-nucleotide messenger RNA. RefSeq lists its product as uncharacterized. The coding region runs from base 340 to 957 and encodes 205 amino acids. The record is from RefSeq and is a predicted model, not a curated record. NCBI's taxonomy places the organism in Eukaryota, Fungi, Ascomycota, Sordariomycetes, Xylariales, Hypoxylaceae. The transcript is spliced from 2 exons.